CAUAGAUCAGUGAACGAAAGAUAACAAGGUUGUGCUCUUGUUUUUACUAAAUUUUGUCCAUUUUAAGCUAAAUACUCGCCGCCUUUUUACAAAGAUGAGUACACGACAAGUUCUACAAGUAUUCGAGCAGUAUCAAAAGGCCAGAACGAAUUUUGUACAGACGAUAGCUGAGCUUUCUUCAAGGCCCCAGAAUAUAGAAACACUGCAAAAUGCAGGCGUUAUGUCAUUGUUAAGACCUCUCUUGCUGGACAUUGUACCAACUAUCCAGCAAACUGCUGCUCUUGCCCUUGGGAAGCUGGCCAGUUAUAAUGAUGAUCUAGCAGAGGCUGUUGUCAAAGCAGAUAUUUUACCCCAGCUUGUUUAUUCACUGGCUGAACAAAAUAGAUUUUACAAGAAGGCAGCCGCAUUUGUUUUGAGAGCAGUCGCAAAGCAUUCUACCCAGCAUGCACAGGCUGUGGUUGACAGUGGGGCAUUAGAUGCAUUGGUAAUCUGUCUUGAAGAGUUUGAUCCAGGAGUAAAAGAAGCAGCAGCGUGGGCACUAGGAUAUAUUGCCAGGCAUAAUGCAGAGUUGUCCCAAGCUGUAGURGAUGCCGGUGCAGUUCCUCUCCUGGUCUUGUGCAUCCAAGAACCAGAGUUAUCUCUGAAAAGAAUUGCUUCAUCUGCRCUAAGUGAUAUCUGUAAACACUCACCAGAGUUGGCACAAACUGUUGUUGAUGCAGGAGCCAUUGCACAUUUGGCACAGAUGAUAUUGAGUGAUGAUGCAAAGUUGAAGAGACAAGUUUUUUCUGCCUUGAGCCAAAUUGCUAAGCACUCUGUAGACCUGGCAGAAAUGGUUGUCGAAGCAGAGAUCUUUCCAGCUGUAUUGUCAUGCUUAAAAGACAAAGAUGAAUAUGUUUGUAAAAAUGUUGCAACACUAAUUCGCGAGAUAUCAAAACACACUCCAGAGCUUGCUUUACUUAUUGUAAAUGCUGGUGGAGUUGCUGCAGUUGUUGAUUAUGUYGGCGAGAGACAAGGCAAUGUACGCCUACCAGGAGUCAUGAUGCUGGGAUAUGUUGCUGCUCAUUCAGAGAACUUAGCAAUGUCKGUCAUUGUGUCCAAGGGUGUUGUUCAACUGUCAAUAACAUUAGCUGAGGAGCAAGAAGAUCACAUACAGGCUGCAGCAGCAUGGGCCUUAGGUCAAAUUGGACGCCACACGCCAGAGCAUGCUAAGUCUGUGGCAGUUGCUAAUACAUUGCCCAAACUUCUCCACUGCUUUUUAAAUGCUGACAGCUCUGAAGAUCUUGUUACCAAGUCCAAGAAAGCCCUCAAGAACAUUCUUCAAAAAUGCACAUAUCUACCAGCACUCGAACCAUUGUUACACGAUGCACCUCCAAACAUCUUAAAGCAUGUUGUGGGCCAGUUUGCUAAGGUGCUGCCCCACGAUGCAAAGGCAAGACGAUUGUUUGUGACAAGUGGAGGACUUAAGAAAGUGCAAGAAAUUAAAGCAGAACCAGGCAGCGCAUUACAUGAAUACAUCAAUACCAUCAACAACUGCUAUCCAGAAGAGAUUGUCAGAUAUUACUCUCCAGGCUACUCUGAAAGACUUCUGGAACGCGUUGAACAGUACCAACCUGUUCCUUAGACAUUGUCAAUAAAAAUCAUCUAUAGAUUUAUAUUACGCUCUGUAUAGUCAGAUUUUAGUUAAUUCUCUCAAAUGUUAUGUAAUUUUGUAGAAUKGAAAGGCAUUUCUUUGUUUUAACAGCAAAUCUGUAAUAUUGCUGGCUGUCAGAUAAAGAAACUCUUGUACAUAAGUCGGACAUAUUUYAUUUGGUAAAGUGUGUUUUCUCUUAUUAUUUUCUGCAAUUUGUAAUUGUCCAUGUAUUGUAAUCAUUUUAUUAAAUUAUUUGCACCAAAGCAAGA
Messenger RNA from Exaiptasia diaphana, 1899 nucleotides. RefSeq names its product sperm-associated antigen 6. Gene Ontology annotation, biological process: cilium movement. The transcript has 14 exons. Bases 95 to 1621 code for a protein of 508 amino acids. NCBI's taxonomy places the organism in Eukaryota, Metazoa, Cnidaria, Anthozoa, Actiniaria, Aiptasiidae. The record is from RefSeq and is a predicted model, not a curated record. Gene Ontology annotation, molecular function: microtubule binding. Gene Ontology annotation, cellular component: microtubule cytoskeleton.